GGAAAAUGAAUAAGCUCGCAAUGCAUAAGCCCUUUAUCUCAAAUACCACUACAGGACUACGAACUCCUCACCAAAAAUCGUCCAAGGAGGAUGCUCUAAAACCAAACAACUCAGUAGAGGAACCUUGAAGUCCUAUCAAGGUAACUAAACAAAGAUUUUCAAAAACCAAGAUGGGCUUGAAUAUGAAAAAUGUAUGCAGAAGUAUAGACACGAACUAUCUAGACUCGUACCAAGCAAUGAUAGAUUCGCAGAGCCCUUUCAAAACUCCGAGUCUCGUUUCCAACAGAGUCGAAAGUACUGUUAAUGUGAAGAGAAAAACAGUUAGAUCGAAGACCAAAUAAUAAUAAAGCUAUUGAAACCAACAAUAAUGGCUACAACAGCUACCAGUAUGGGGAUACUUUACAGUCAAAGAAGAAGUUGACUGCUCCUGAUUCAUCGCUCUUUGACCCCAGUCUUGAACUCUUCAAACAAACUGGUACAGGGAAGACGAAGAGAGCAGGUACGGGAAAGGGAAAUAUUCGCAAGCAAAAGACUAUAGUUAGUUCUAAUAGGAAAGAGAGUAAGAAUAAAAUAAAAGAAGCUAGAUUCACGAAAUCUAUUAACUUAGCUACUUCUAUGACACCAAAGGAAAUCAAGACAGACUCUUUGUCUCAACUUGAUGAUUAUGGAGCCCAAGGAAGAAAAUUUAGAGGAAAGAACACAAAGUCUUUCUCCUCUUCCAAAACGUCAGUAUCAGGUAUGCUGAACGAAAAGGUCCCUUCAAGGAACAACUUGGUGGAUCGAUAUAUGGAAGUACUCACUAAAUCUAUAAAACAAGGGAGGGAUACAAAAACUAUUGAAACACUAAAGCUUCUUCUAUCCCACUUUAUGAGGAAAAUAAAUAACCGUUCUGAAAUAACUACUGUGAUGCAGAAAGUCAAGGAUGAUCCACUAAUUUCCCCUUCAAGGAAGCUUAAUGGAAAAGAAGUAUUUGAGUUGAAAUAGCUCUGUAUCUAUUUCAUUACGCAAGAAGUUUUCAAACCGUGAUAGGAACAAGGUUAAUCGAGCAAAGAAUAAACUGGACAAGAGUAAAAAUUCUGCACAUCGGACUACAAGAAAACAUGUGCCCAAAGAAAUAGAAUUUACCCUGAAUGACUCAGCUGAGAAUUCUAGCCAUAUCGAGCUGAGACUCCCUGAUCAUACUGAAGAGAUAGAUCGGAAAGGGAAUUAUAUUCACAUUACUAAAGCAGAGUUUGAUCGAGAGGAGAAUCAGUUCAAGACUUCUAAAACACCUAACGAGUUUGACCAGGAGAGGAAGAAAAUAGAGUAUAAAAGUUAUAUUAUUCGUAAGAAGACCAAUGAGAAGCCCCAUUUCACUGUUUUCUCGCCUAACAAAAGUCCUAAGAAGUACAAAUUUGACACGAUUAGAGGAUCUUGUAAAAGUGACUUAAAGAAAAAGAACAAAUCUGUCACUGAGAGAAGACCUCGAGAGAAGAGACGCAAGCAGAGGAAAAUCCUAGAUCCUGUCAUUGAGGAGCAAGAAGAUAGAAAACAAGAGAAAGGAUCCAGUCCUCAGAUGUUUUACAACACGCCUGCUACUGAGAAGAAAAAUACUAGUUCUGAUGCUCUAACUCAUAAUGCAGAAAUUAUGGAAGAGCUUGAUAACCUUAAGCACCGUCUUAAGAGUGUUUUUAAGUCUUUAUCUCAAGAAAGGAGUCCACAUGAUAGAGUUCCAGCUUCAGCAGUGAUCAACCUGAGUGCAGAAUAAUCAGUGAAAUUUAUAACAAA
Messenger RNA from Moneuplotes crassus, 1767 nucleotides. NCBI's taxonomy places the organism in Eukaryota, Ciliophora, Spirotrichea, Euplotida, Euplotidae. The record is from the annotation of a GenBank genome assembly.